GGCGAGCGGCAGCCCCCGGCUGCGGCCGGCGGGAGUGCUGCCCCCUGUGGACACAGCGCGGCACUGCAGCCCCCCCGAGCCAGCGCCCCGCCCCUCGCAGCUGGGCGCCGGGGGGGCGGGGGAAGGACGGCUGCCGAGGGAGGGGAGGGCGAGGGGCGGGAGAAGCGAGCGGCGAGCGGGGCGGUGUCUGUAAAUAGCGGGGAGGGGCGAAGGUGUUUCAGAAGCGUAAAGAGACGCCGUGGCUGAGGCAGGCUCUGCGACGACGGCGUCGGCCUCCGAGCGCAGCCGAAGCGUGCGCCCCGAGGAGCCCGGCAUUCUUAGGAGAAUGGUUGGAGGAGGAGCGCAACUUCCGGAAAAUCCAGAUUGUGUCAAGUGCAACACUUUUUGUGGCAGAUUCAUCACAUCACAAAAGGGAUCCGCCCAGUGUCAAAGAUGAUGCUUGAGAUUGAGACUACAAUUAAGUUGAGGAUUGUGACUAGGAGCAGGAGGGUGCCACAGCCUUGGACUCAGGAUAAAGCUGGAGACUCGAGGACCCAGGCACACUCAGGAGAGUUUGACCAAGAGGCUGACAGCGAUCACAGGGCCCUCUGAGGCAGACUCAUUUCAGGUCCAAUGUGGAUUCACCUCACCGGUCAUCCAAAAGAUAAGUUGGGGGGCCACAGCCUGGAGAUGGGAUGAUAGGAGAGUAGUGGCUUGGAAAUUCCUAGACAGAUUUAAAAAUUUGCAGAGGGUGAAGAGAUGUCCUCUAAGGGGCCCCGUGGAACAGCUAAAGGGAGAGGCUCUGCUUUCGAUUGCAGCUGUAGGGUAUGCGGUGCAGAACAGUUCCGGUCUGUGUUGUGUUGUUCGGUGUCCUGUGUUACCUAGUGUGUCUCUGGGGUCCCUUGGAUCCAAUAUCUCUGCCUUCUCCCCUCGAGGCCCUUAGCAAAACCAUCAGCUGUCGUGUCUAGGUUCUCAAACGCUGGCGCUUCUCAGCAGGAUGCCAAUAUCAUUUGUUCUUUUACCGGCGGGCUCAGCCGCAUCUCGAGUCACAUCUCCGAAGCAUCGAGUCAGACGUCUUUUGAGGCCUGGUUCCCGGCUGUAUCAGCAUCCAUCCUUUCCAGCCGUGAGCUGUAAAGUCCUGGGGCACGUAAGAUUGCACGAUAUGGAGAACAUUCUAAACGUAGCAUUGUCUCACAGCCGCCUUGAUCAUCGUGACCAACAGGUCUUAUAACAGGUCACUCUGUUCCAGUCUUCUGCUCCUUAGAGGAGCUGUCUCCAUCCACUGUCCCCUGAGCAUCAGUCAUCUCUUUUGGCAUCCUCGUGGUCCUUGCCACUACUUAUUCUUGCCAGGAACUCUUUUCUCAUCAUUGUGUCACAAUUUGUAGUAUAAAGUGAUGUUUGUGUUUAGGGACCCCAUUGUUUGUCACGUCCCGUCCUGUGUCACGGGUGUCUGCACAUAUUUGUGCCGGAGCUGCUCUGCCCCGCUGCGUAGCCUGGUGCGAUAGGACCAGUCCCGGGGACUUGAACUUUGUAGCGUGGGCUGUAGUUGGACUCUAGGUGGUAUUCCUAGAUUGACACAAGAUGUUUGGAGCUGUGAAGGUAUCCUGCAGCCCUUUGACUUUUGUUCUAACUUUCUUUCAGAUGCAGAAGGAUAGAAUCCAUGGCGGAGCGCCCCAUUCCGGGUGCAGAGGUUCGGCCGAGCAGGAAGUCAAGCCGGAUAGCAGCAAUCAAGUUGAAGAGGGCAAGGCAGUCCACUCGGAGUAUGCCAGGCCCCCGUCACCAGCCACCUGAUGGACGUGGUUUGCUGCUUUCGUGAGCCCUGUGGACGUCCGACAGGACUCGGUGAUGAAGCCUUUGCUUUUUCUGUUUAAAGGUGGCACCCGGGUAGCCUUUGGUAAUGGCGGAGGAGUUGCAGCGGACCCUGCGACGACAGCGUGGCCUCCGAGCACGGCGCAAUCGUGCCGCCCGAGGACCCGGGCAUUCUUAGGAGAGCGGAGACUACGAGACAACAGCCCAGUGACAGCAGGAACUUCCCAGAUGGCGAGGCGGCCUUGCUUUGCACCUGACACGGACCGGGUUCCCCAGAUGUCAGAGAUAAGUAGAGGGCUGUGACCCAGAGAGGGGAUGAAAGCUGGGUGCGGGGUCGGGACUCACCGGGAGGAGUUUUUGAGUCCGCUUAGGAGAUGGGGAUGUGCAGGAAGUGUCCUUUAGGCCACUGAAAGGCAAAGUUUCACUUGUGAUCACAGUGCUGAGGUGUGCAGGGCAGAGCAGUCCCGGUGUGUCUCAUGUCACUUGUCUAUUGUGCAUUCUGUGUGUUUGGGUGUCUUAGGUCUUUUUCCUUAGCCCUUUGAGGGGCCUGUCAGAAAUCCAUGCAUCAUUCUUAGCAUCUGUGAUCUCUGCGUUCCUCGGCCUGGCACCGAUGCCAUAGAACUUUUGACUCGGGAGCUCAGACAGGCAUCAGAAUCGCAUUUCUCUUUAGAAGCAUCCGGUCAGAUGUCUUUUCAGGUCUUGUACUGAGCCGUAUGGACAGCUGCGCCCCGCAAGGAUCCAUUGCGGCGGAUUAGGAGUCGUAAGAACGUGAGGACUGGUAGAGGAUUCUGACCGUAGGAUUCACAGGCAUCCAUCUUUGCAGCUUCUUGGAAUACAUCAUUCAGUUAGCAUCUUCUUCCUCCAGGGUUCUCUGAGCCUCAUCAGCUCGCCAUCGCCCUCUCCUCGGUCAUCUCAUAUUGCAUUCUUUUGGUCCUUGCAGUCAUUCUUCUUGCCAAGAGAUUUCUAUCCCUGUUGUGUCCCCCAUUGUUUGUCAUGUCCCGUCCUGUGUCACGGGUGUGUGCACAUAUCUGUGCCGGAGCCGCUCUGCCCUGCUGCGUAGCCUGGUGCGAUAGGACAAGUCCCGGGGACUUGAGAUUUGUAGCGUGGGCUGUAGUUGGACUCUAGAUCGUAUUCCUAGAUUGACAAAAGGUGUUUCCACCUGUUGAGUUAUCCUGCAGCCCUCUGAUGUAUAUCCUAACUUUCUUUCAGGUGCUGAUGCAUUAUAUCCUUGUCUGGGCACCCCAUCCCGGGCUCGUGGGUUCCCCUGAGCAGGAAGUCAAGCCAGAGAGCAGCAGUCAAGGCCAAGUGGGCAAGGCAAUUGACUUUGCAUAUGUCCAGCCACCGCCACCAGCCAGCCCAUGCACCGGGUUUCCUGCACAUGUGGGCCUUGUGGAAGUAUUACAGGACUCUGCGAUGAAGCCUUUAAAUUUUCUCAUUCACUGUCCUAUCUCGGUAGCCAUCAGGACAGGCCAAGGAGUUGUGGCAGACCCUGCGACAACGGCGUCAGCCUCCGAGCACGGCCAAAGCGUGCGGCCCGAGGUCCUGGGCAUUCUUAAGAAUAUGCAGCCGGAUAAAAUCCAUGGCAGAGCAUCCCAUCCUGGAUCAGGGGGCUCCCCUGAGCAGGAAGUAAAGCCAGAUAUCAGCGUUCAGGUUGAAGAGGGCAAGUUGAGCAGUGUCCAGUGGAAUGAAGCCUUUGUUAGUGCUCAAGUCUCACUUUCUGGUGCAGCUCUAAGCCUCCAUUUUAGUUUCUGUCCUUUAGGUGUCAUCUGGGUCGCCUUUGGCAACAGCUAUGGAGUUGCGGCAUACCCUGCAACGACAGUGUGGCCUCCGAGCGCAGCAAAAGCAUGUGGCCCGAGGAGCUGGGCAUUCUCUGGAGAACGCUGUCUAAGAGACGACGGCCCAGUGACAGCAGGAAUUUCCCAGCCAGGGAGGCUGCCUUCCUUCACACCAGACAUGGAUCGGCAUCCCCAGAUGUCCGAGGUGCAGAAGGAUUCCCCUGAUCAGGAAGUUAUGCCAGAGAGCAGCAGUCAAGUUGAGGAGGGCAAGGUGGUCCACUUGCAACUUCUCCCGGCCAAGGAUGCCCGAUGCCAGGUGCUGUCCCUGCCCUAGGUGUGCCAAGGAACAGAGGCAAGCGGGUAUCUUCGGGCCAGCCUCUGGAGUCGAAUCAAGAUUUGAGGUACCGUGAGGAGGCUUCUAGGUGAACUUUGGAAACGGCUGCACCGAAGCACACGUCUCGAUGUCCACAUCCAGCUGAUGAUGGAUUUUGUUCGCUCAUCUUCCAAAAGCUAAGUGUUGGGGCGAGUAGUUGGGAGAAGGGGAAAAACCUUUGCUAUCACAGGAGGCAGUUUAAUGUUAGCUUAGCGGAGAGGUCUGUAGGGGGAUGGGGCUCUUUGGAAGUAAAGGGAUAGGGCUUGUCCUCAGCCUCAGCUGCGCCUUUGGCUGGCAGGGUAGUUCCGAUCCAUCUCUGCAUUCUCUUUGAACGUUUCUCUGUGAACUUUGCGUCGUUAGCCUUCUUCGACUCUCAGCGUCGUCGUGGAUUUUUCCCCCGAGGAGCUUGCCUUCAGGCUCGGAGCUAUAGCCACGGUCAACCGGCAGUCUUCGCUUCCUUCUCUAGGCGUACCGAGCCUUUUGAGCAUCCUCCUAACUGCUUUGACACUAACUUCUUUUAAGGAGUUAUGUUUCAUCAUCAUGUGUUGUCAUAGGGCUUUCUUUCCUUUGGCAUCAUCGGCCUGUGGCUCAUCUUACGCUAGGAAUCUUGGGUCCGUAAGGUGAAACUGCCAGGCGGUUUCCACUCGUGUCUGUGUUAUGUUGUCCGUGUCUGUGUUAUGUUGUCCGUGUCUGUGUUAUGUUGUCCGUGUCUGUGUUAUGUUGUCCGUGUCCAUUGUCUUCUGUGCUGUAGGCCAUUCUUACAUCUCGAUGCUUUAUCGGCAUCAUUCUGCAUCAUAUCGGCCGCAUUUUACUCACGUUCCUCCCCGGAUAUCGCUUAUUCCGACAUCUUUACA
Molecule: messenger RNA, 4790 nt
Organism: Motacilla alba alba
Lineage: Eukaryota; Metazoa; Chordata; Aves; Passeriformes; Motacillidae
Exons: 23
Coding region: 2974-3897 (307 amino acids)
Source: RefSeq, a predicted model, not a curated record